AUGGCUCAGGAUCAUCGCUGGUUGGCGAUUCGUGUUCAGUCAACAAUGAAUGUGUGUCUGGCUCGUAUUGUUCAAUGGGGAGAUGCACUUGUUGGACUACACACAUUGCCAUUGAAGGAUUCUGUUGGAGGAGUACCUAUACGAUCAAAAGUGCAUUCUUGUAAACCCGUUAAAGUUCAUGAGAAAUCUGGCCGGAAGAAUUCGGUUGCACGUAUGACGCCCAAUGCGCCGCUGCGUGGCCUGAAAGCACAUGCCAGUUCAGGACGUGCAAGUGCCCGACAUCUAUGCAAAGUGCGCCUACUAGGGACGGCACCGUGUGCCAUCGUGCAGGUACAGACAUGGAGAUUUAUAGGAUGUGAUGACUUUCCAGAGGUGCACGAUUGUAUCGGUGGACUAUGCUGUCCAUCCAGAGCGAUGGUAUGUAUUCAACCACUAGACACUGGCGAUUUCGCAAAGCUGAACUCUACGACGACUCGUUGGCAUUAUGACCCAAUAUCGCAUUCUUGUUGGUCUUUCCAGUUCUCGGGUGUUGGCGGAAACGCCAAUAAUUUCUUGAAUGAGGAACACUGCAAGUCAUAUUGUGUUAACACGUGUCCGCGCGGAAUGCCACAGACUUCAGGCAGUUCUUCAAUGCUAUUUCAAAGAAGUGAUGAUAACAAGUGUCUUCCUGGAGCAGGAAAUUGUGACUCGGAAAGGUUCCAGUGCAUUCGUGUUGGCGUUGAAUAUCAAUGCUGCCCAAGCCGCGGCAUUGUGUGCAACCAACCGCAGAUGAAAGGAGUGGCUUGCCUGGUAUCUCCGGUUUCUCGAUUUUGGUACAACUCGACCUCUUCCAGUUGUCAGCUGUUUCUAUACAGCGGUUGCCAGGGUAAUUUGAACAAUUUUCCCUCACUGGAGAGUUGUCAGCAGUUUUGUGAAGGUGUCGAGGGUAAGGCUGUCACUAAUGCGACGAUGUUACUACUGGUACAAUUUCGAAUGUUAGAAUUUUUCUGUUCUUUUUCAGUUAUUCCUCAGUGUCCGCUUGGUGACGCACUUAGGUUGGCAGGCAUGCCGCAGAAAUGUUCGAUAGACCUUCUUGAAAACGAAUGUCCAAGAAACUAUGAGUGCCAUUUCGACGGAAGGACGUACGGAUGCUGUCCGACUUUAGGUACCAUUAAUCUAGAGGAACUCUUUUAUGACCAUCAAAUGCUUUCCAAUACAUCUGUUCUCUUGGUCAUGAUAAAGGCAAACCAUGCGAUCAGAAGCCGUCUUUACGAUGCUUGUUCGUCGUCGGAAUACGUAUUAUUGUCGUCGUUGUCGGGUACUCCAGUUGAAUGUUUGACAGAACCUUGUCCUUCUGGCUACUCAUGUCUUCCUGACGUUUGGAAUAGGACGAGGAUGUGUCCUGCCCAUCCGGUAUGCGAACUAUCCGUCUGCGAACAGGAGAUCCUUUCGGAUGUCUCUCCGAUCAUCACUGUCCUGAUGGAGCCUAUUGCCAUCAACCGGAAAUUAUUAAAUCCGGGAUUUGUUGCAGAAUCGUGCAAUCCGAUAGCCAGAGAGUAUUUUGCUCGUCAAGAAAGCGGUGUCCUCCACAUCACUUCUGCCUUCGGCGCAAAGCGGAUGGUCACGCUCAUAUUCGCUCAAAUGCCAUUGUAUGCUUAG
Messenger RNA from Angiostrongylus costaricensis, 1638 nucleotides. The record is from the annotation of a GenBank genome assembly. Lineage: Eukaryota; Metazoa; Nematoda; Chromadorea; Rhabditida; Metastrongylidae.